Cervus elaphus (red deer) is the source of this 660-nucleotide messenger RNA. Its product is annotated as cardiotrophin-2-like. NCBI's taxonomy places the organism in Eukaryota, Metazoa, Chordata, Mammalia, Artiodactyla, Cervidae. The transcript has 2 exons. The record is from RefSeq and is a predicted model, not a curated record. The coding region runs from base 1 to 660 and encodes 219 amino acids.
AUGAGUGAACCAGCAGGUGAAGUCAGGGACCUGGUGCUGACCUCUGAUUUCUUCCUGCCAGCCCCCUUCUGCCUGCUGACCCUGCUGCUGCCACCUCUCAGUUUGGGAGCCCCCAUGUCCACAGCUGAGUCUAUCACCCAAGCCUAUAAACUGGCGCUCAACAUGCAGUUGCAGACUUCAGCCCUGCUGCAGACUUACCUCGAGCACCAAGGCCGUCCGUUUAGUCGUCCCGGCUUCUCAAUCCCCGGACUCUCACUCAGAACCCUGCCUUCAACCGACAUGCCCUUGGAGAAAUGGAAUGGCCUGGAAGAUGGAGUACGUCUGAGCCUCACCCAGCAGGCCUUUUGGUCCUUCAGCCAGCACCUCCUGCUUGCGGUGCGUGACCAGAAUGACAUAAGCCCUUUGAAUGACAAUUCCAUCGUGGUGGAUCAGCUUUGGGAAGCAAGACUCAAGGCCAAAGGCCUAGCAAUCAAGUUGGUUAGCAUCAUGACUGCCCUGGGCCUGCCCACACCCCCAGCAAACCCCCUCGGUACUGUCCCCUUCGGGGACUCGGCCUUCCAUAAGAAGUGUCGAGGGUAUGUAAUAAUCCGGGACUACAGCUUUUGGACAGACCGAGCUGUGACUUUCUUGGGUGAGCUCAAGGCCAAAUACUCUGAAUAG